Rhinolophus ferrumequinum (greater horseshoe bat) is the source of this 5346-nucleotide messenger RNA. RefSeq names its product prolyl-tRNA synthetase associated domain-containing protein 1. Gene Ontology annotation, molecular function: aminoacyl-tRNA deacylase activity. The coding region runs from base 137 to 655 and encodes 172 amino acids. The transcript has 2 exons. The record is from RefSeq and is a predicted model, not a curated record. NCBI's taxonomy places the organism in Eukaryota, Metazoa, Chordata, Mammalia, Chiroptera, Rhinolophidae.
GGCGCGCGAAAACAGCGCCGCCACCUGCGGAAGGUACCGGCACUGAACUUCCGGCGGCGGUCUAGUCCCUCCAGGCACUUCCGUCUCAGGAAGCCAGGCACUUCCUUCUCGUCUCUCCCGUGGCCACGACAGCGGUAUGGCGGGCUCCAAAUUGCGCGCGGAGCUUGAGCAGCGGCUCGGCGCACUCGCCAUCCGCACCGAGGUCGUGGAGCACCCGGAGGUGUUUACAGUUGAAGAAAUGAUGCCUCAUAUCCAACAUUUGAAAGGAGCACAUAGUAAGAACUUAUUUCUUAAAGACAAGAAGAAAAAAGGCUAUUGGUUGGUGACAGUUCUUCAUGAUAGACAAAUUAAUUUAAAUGAGCUUGCCAAGCAGUUAGGUGUUGGCAGUGGAAAUCUGCGGUUUGCUGAUGAAACAGCCAUGCUAGAAAAACUAAAAGUUGGCCAAGGCUGUGCCACACCUUUGGCACUCUUCUGUGAUGAUGGAGAUGUGAAAUUUGUUCUGGAUUCUGCUUUUUUGCAAGGUGGACAUGAAAAGGUGUACUUUCAUCCAAUGACCAAUACUGCAACUAUGGGAUUGAGCCCUGAAGACUUCCUUACAUUUGUGAAGAAGACAGGACAUGACCCCAUAAUACUAAACUUUGAUAAAAACAACUAAUUGGGAUAUUUAGAAUACAUUUAUUUCUGAAAGCUGUUUUUCUUACUUGUAAUUUGUAAAAAGCAUUUAAAAUAAGAAUAUUUAGCACCUUGAUUUGGUGAUUACCUGAAUCAUUUUAGGAGGAAUAUUUCAUCUUAAGCUGUUUUUAAAAAGAUGUAUUAAGGUAGCAUUAGCUCAGAUCCUACCUUCCAUGACUCAUUACAGGAAUGCUUUCAGAAAUUAAGAAUAAGUUAACAUCAAAACUAAGUUUAGUCAGGGGCUGCCAGAUGGCUCAGUGGGUUAAGCGCAAAGUCUUAACAAGGUUGCCAGUUCAAUUCCCAUAUGGGAUGGUUGGCUGCGCCCCCUGUAACUAAGAUGGAAAAUGGCGCCUGGACUUGGAGCUGAGCUGCGCCCUCCACAAUUAGAUUGAAGGACGACUUGGAGCUGACGGGCCCUGGAGAAACAUCCUGUUCCCCAAUAUUCCCCAAUAAAAGCAAAACAAAACAAAAACUAAGGUUAGUUUACCAAGAUUAACUAUCUUACAUCUUCAUUAGGGUGUUAUUGUACUUGAAAAAAACAAGUGGCAAAACAGCAUAUAUAUAAUCAUGCAUUUGACAGUGUACAUAUAGGGAAAAAAUCAAAAGGAACAUAUUAAAUUGUUGAUAGUAGUUAUCUUUGGGAAAUGAGGAUUAGAUGAAUAACUCCCCAGCAAGAAAAUUAAAUAUUGGGCAAGGGCUAAAACUUUACAUUUCUGGGUGUUUGUUUUUAAGCUGUUGAUUUUUUUUCCAGUGAAAAUAUAAGCUAAUUAACUUUUUAUAAAGUUUUAUUCUUAGAUAAUUUUAAUUUAGAAAAACUCAAAGUAGGGAUGGAAAAUGUAAUCAUUAUACUAAUGAAAUUACAUUUUAAAACUCAGUAAUACACAGGCCAUUAAGGAUUGGUUUAGAAAUGUGAACAUGAAUAAGUUAUGUAUUAAAUUUUACUCAUCCCCUUUCAUUUAUGGCACAUGAGAAAUAUAAGAUCCCAAGAUUAUGUAUUGUCAGUUGUCACAUAGAAGCUAGUUCAAAAAUAGAGAAAAAUGGACAUUUUUUUCACUUCACUUAAAUUCAAACAAAACCCUUCAUCAGUUGAGGGCCUGGUGCAGACAAGACUACAAAAAUAGCCUAUAGGUCUUGUCAUGAAAAUUGUCAUGUUUUCCUCUAGUAUAAUCAAAUGGGAGUCAUAAGAUAACCAUAUUUUCCUAAGUUUGAUCAGUCAAAAACUAAUUCCCAUCUAGUAGAGAUACUGUACUUAAUUUAUACCAAUUUAUGUUACUAUGGCAAAAUCAAAGUAAAAACUUGUCAUUUCUUGAUAUAUAUAUGUUUAGAAUCUACAAGUCUACCCAUGGCAGAAUUUUUAUAAAACACAGAACGGAUUUAAGUGGAGUUAACUAAAACAUUCUAUAAAUGAUAACCUUAUUCUGAGUUGCCAUGUUAGUUUUUAACCCACGCUGCACUAUAUCUCUAAAUUUUAGGUUGCUUUGUAUAUAAAAUGAAGGUUUAAUGAAUAGAAUCAAAGACAUUGAGGACCUUAGAUAACUGGUCUAACGGCGCUUCCCCCCUUUUGGCGGAAAUAGACCCAGAAAGAUUGACCUACCCAAGGACACAAGGCUGGUUGCCAUUCUGUCUCUAAAGGCUAAAGGUGACAAAGAGAUACUGAUUCGUUCAAUCUAUUAAUGUAUUUAAACCUAUUUCGGAAUUGACAGAACUGAUAGACUCUCCUGAAACCUCCAAUACACAUCUCAAAAUGAUUAGGACAAUCAUCAAACAAGGUUAUGUGUUAUGUCUGAAAGUAGGUUUUCCUAGGCAAAGGAAAAGGAAAGAAUAAUACUUGGCUAAAUUUUAUAAUUUUUAAAUGAUUACUAACCACUUGUUAUAAAAAUCACCUGUUUUAUUUUUAUAUCAGUUUGAUAAGUGAAUGUUAAACCAACCUGAUUAAAAAAGUGAAAAAUAAUGAAUGCUUUUAAAAAGAUAAACCAAACAAUGGUGUCUUUUGUUAUAAAUUGGAUUUCUGUGGCUGUACUAGGUAUUGCCAAGUAAUAAACAUUUUGCUAUUCAACUCCAAAUCUGUCAGUAGCAUUACUUUUAAAGGAAAUGUUACAGCUUUUAUAUUAUUUGAUUUGGUAUUUAAUAACAGUUUUAAGUACAAUAGCAAACAUUGAAAGAGAACCCUUAGUAGAAAAGAAAAAGACAAUUUAAAAUCAGGUUUUGUUAAAGGGUGUUGUAAGUGCAACUUCAUCCAUAAGCAUUCCUUUUAAGGCAUUUUCAUUGUCCAAAUAUUUCAACAUGUACAUCAAGGUUUAUAUUAUAAAAUGGGUUCCUUUUGUAUUCAAUCAAGGCUUAAAGAAAAAAAUACAUCUCAGGACUAAGUGUAGCAGAAAAGAAAAACAAAUCACCACUUUUCUCAUAAGUAACUUAAAAUACAAAAGUCUUUUAGCAUACAUUACUCCUCACUGUAAUUACAGAUUUGGUACAAUAUCCUUUUCACUUUCUGACAUAAACUGUUAAGAAAAUACAGGCUGUAGUAUUUCAUUUGUGAGGUGGCUGCAAUUCUGUAAUAUGCACAGUGAUUUUUAAAAUAGGCUGUUACUAUGCAUUGCAUGAAAGGUGCUACAUAUAAACCUGUUUCAUGAACUCUUCGGUAACCACCAGUUCAAAAACUUGGACCAAACAUUUCCACAUGGCCAGAUCUGAAGCACUUACUGGAGCUCUGGACCGAAGCUCUUACCCUGUAUAUUGAAUUCUUCAGUUUUCUAGGGGGGUCGGGUGUAGAUUCACAAUAGAAACAAAUAAUGAAUAGCAUGUCAGGCCCCAGUCAGAAAAGUGGUCCCGGUUACUUUCUAGUUGGCCAUACUGUUUUGUUUGGCAGAAGUAGUUUAAGGGAAAAGUGACUUCCUACUAAGUUUGCUUCUGAUGGUACCUUUUGGAGAAAGUAAAAUAUUCAUGUGGUUAUUAUCUAGUCCUUUACUUGCAAUGGUAUGAAAAAGGUGAUGAAUAUAUUCCCACUUUUGCAGUUUCAGGUGUUCCCUUGGUUGUUUCUAACUGGGCUUUCUCAGGGUAAGCCUACUCAGAUUUAGUACUUUAUAGGCUGCUCUUAAGCAUUUUCUACUUGAAGCAAUAAUGCGCUGCUUAAGUUAGCAGAUUCCUUGUUUUAGAAUAUUAGUGUCCUGGAGAGGCCAAGCUGUGAUAAUUCACCUUCAAUGGGCCACCUCCUACUCAUUAAAUGUCAGCUUUCAGAAACUGUCCUGGGAUGUGUCCUAGUUGUGCAAAUUAGAAGCUACUUAAUACAAAUGUAAGUUACCCACUUUUAGCUAAAACAUAAUUUCUAUAUUUACUUUCCACUUACCACCUAAAAAUGAAUUUACAUUUUUUUACAUGUAAAUGUCGCUACACUGCCACAAUGCCCAUUAUCAAUUUGAUAUUUGAAUCUAGGGAGUCAUGAUGGAGAAAGAUUUUUCCAAGUCUAGAGAACAGAUUUUAAAUAUGUCUGUUGUGCAAUAUUUGUAUUUUAGUAAGAAUCCUUUGUAUUUACAUUACAUAGCACCUUUGAUCCAAGAGUUUAAAAGUGGUUUAACUUUACAGCAUUAUUUGGUGGCAAAAUCUAGUUAAUGGUGGCAUUAAGUUGGUAAGUCCAAGUUCGUUAACUUCCACUUGAAUUUCUGGUAAACUAUACGUUCUGCUUUUAAUGUUUUUUUUUUGAAAGUAGACCAUGAACACAACACUGCUACUGGCCUACCAAAAAAGUGUGUGUGUGUGUGUUGUGUGUGUGUGUGUGAGAGAGAGAGAGAGAGAAAGAGAGAGAGAGAGAGAGAGAGAGAGAGAGAGCAGAAGAGACACACUUCUCAUAGGAGCUAGGUUAGUGAUGAAACACAUAGUUCAUAAGCCACACACUGUGGAAUAUGGAAUUAUUCCAAAAAGAUUUUUACGGGUGGUAAUGAGAGCCUAAGAAGUACACUGUUAAAAUAAAAAAGUCAGUAUCUUUCUCAUUUCAAACUUCAAGAUUAUUUUGAUAUUUAUGUUAAAUAAUGAAUUUGCAUUCAGAGGUAUCAAUGCAUUUUUGGAUUUCAUAAGAAAAUAAAACUGUGAUAUAAAAUUGGAACUACAAAAAAAUUGAUGUUUCCCUGGGUUAACUAAAUCUACUUUUUGUGCUUCUUUUAAAUGUUAAAGAUAACAAAUGCAUACAAAUGUUUCAAAAGUACCAAUAAUAGUUACCAACUUUAAUGUAAUAUUAUAAAGGACAAAAACAGAAAAAUUCUUAUUAAUAAGUGAUAACCUUAAUAAUAAGUGAGUUCCUGGCAAAAUGUAGAUCACAGUAAAUUAUUUACAUUAUUUUUUGCCAUAAGAAAACUUCUUAAGCAACAGUUAGCUCUCAAGUUAAAAAAAACAAACACAAGUAUAUAACCUAAUACUAAAGAAGGGAAAUGAGUCAAAAUACAACAGCUUUUUCUUGGGAAUGCCAGUUGCUGGAAAAUCACCUUAUUAAAAAAAAGUUUCAGAAAACCUCUUAACUUGGAUCCACAUGUGAAUGCUUAAGUGUUGCUUAAUGGGGAAUAUGGAAAGAUUAAUAUUACUGAAAAUUUUUUGUAACUCCUAUCAUGGAUUUUUCAGAUUUAUCUAAUAAACUGAAUUUCUUUUGCAGUGCAUCAAAACAAUUGGCUUAAAAAAAAAAAAAAAAAA